AUGGAUCCACUAAAAUUGCGACGUUUCAAGGCAAAUUUUCCAGAUGAGGUUCCGCUUACUUCUAAUGCAGACCUAAUGACUACAAUACGAUAUCAAUGCAUUUGUCCAGACGGCUUUAUUGGCGAGUACUGUCAUCUGACUGUAGAGGAGCAAAGUUGCGAGGAGGAUUACUGUAGUAGUCACGGUCAAGGCCAUUAUGAUCCGGAGGAUGGUUGCAAUUGUGAGUGUGAUCCAAAGGAAUGGAUUGGAGUAAGGGUCGGUGAUAUUCAUUAG
Molecule: messenger RNA, 273 nt
Organism: Cylicostephanus goldi
Lineage: Eukaryota; Metazoa; Nematoda; Chromadorea; Rhabditida; Strongylidae
Source: the annotation of a GenBank genome assembly